This is a messenger RNA of Chondrus crispus (carragheen), 2067 nucleotides long. RefSeq lists its product as hypothetical. The transcript is spliced from 2 exons. Bases 1 to 1353 code for a protein of 450 amino acids. Lineage: Eukaryota; Rhodophyta; Florideophyceae; Gigartinales; Gigartinaceae. The record is from RefSeq and is a predicted model, not a curated record.
AUGAACCAACUCUGCGUCCCCGUCCCGUCCGCCUCGGACACGCACGCCAUCCUCGAUGAGGUCUUCACGCUGUGCCGCAUCCCGUGGAUCUUCGACUUUAUCUUCCGUGCAGACCCUGCCGCCGACAUCUCCAUGCUUCUGGCCCCCGUGCAGAAGCGCCACGCCCUCUCCGCCCGCGUCCACGUCAACGCCACGGAGACCUCGUCGCGCUACGCCCACACCUUCGACUUCAGCAAGGAGUUCAUGUUCUACUCCAUCCCGGCCUUCUCCAUCGGCCCCAUCACCGCCGGCUUCUGCGUCGAGCAGCCCGUCCACGCCCCCAAGCCCCCCGAGAGCGCCCUCCAGUGCAUCCGCUUUAUCCGCGACGACAGCACCGGCGCCUUCCUCCACGUCUCCGACAACGAGCGCACCGCCGUCACCGAGGUCGACUGUCUCACCCAGAAGUCCUCCACGCGCCGCACCCGCGUCCGCAUGAAGUUCGACAUGCACUCGCUGAGAACCGUCCUCCGCACCCCGCGCGGCAUACUGCAUCCCGCCGACGUCGCCCCCGCGCUUAUCUAUCUCAACGUGUCGGACGAGAAGCGAUCGUGCCCCGUCUGCAGGGACCCCACCGCCACCCAUUGCUCGUGCCAGCUUCUGCGCCGACGCCCGCGCCACCCGCUCGACUUUCAGUUCGAGGAGAGCAACAUGGGCUUGUACACAGGCUUUUACCAAGGCGCCACUGUCGUGCGCCUGUGCAGUGCAGGACACCGCAUUAUUAAUGCCACGUUGCAGUCGGGGAGCGUCAUCCAGGGGGAACUCAACUCAGAGACCACCACCCGGCUGCAUAAGCUGGCAGUCAUGGACAGGCUAGGCAAGGUCAAAGAACGGCCGUCGUCGCUGGUCAUGCCGGCCUCACCGCUCAACCUGUCGGCCAUGCUAGCGGCGGACGCGCCCGAGGAGGUGGAGGCGCUUGUGGAGUGCGUGGAGCUGCGGCCGCAUAAGCCGGAGAUUCUGGAUACGGACGCACUGUUUGUCAACCAGGCGCAGACCAGCAGGGACGGGUUAGAUGAGGCCGGCAAUCUGAUGGACACACGCGAGUUGCUUGUGGGGAUGGAAAGUGUGGAGGACGUGUGCUCAGGGGCGCCGCGGAUACAGGCUGAGAGAACGGAGGCGGGGAUGCUGGAUUUAGAGAAUAGGACAGGCAACAAUGACGGGGCGGAGAUGGACGCCGUGGUCGGAGAUGAGGUGGAGAACGGCAGCGAGCGUUCAUUUUGCGACGUUUUUUCACACUUGGCGAAGUUGCGGAGCAGUGCCCUUCGUGGGGCUCCGGAUCCGGGUCGAGCCGGCUCACGGAGGGGGAGUGCGAGAUGAAGAGCAGCACGCCGACGCGGGAGGAGGCGUCGGGCGUGUGCGGCGCGGGCACGAUGACGUCGACCUCGUCGUGCGCAGAGCUCGACAAGGCUGAGAUGCGCAAGAAGCGCAACCGCGAGGCCGCUGCGCGCAGCAACCUCAAGCGCAAGCUCAAGAACGAGAGCGUGCGCAAGGACCUCGCCAGCCUCACACAGCGCGCCAUACGCCUCCGCGUCAAGGAAAUGAUGCUGCGCGACGAGAACACCCGCCUGAGAACGGCCCUCAGAAGGGUCGCGGCCGCUUCGCGCCCCAGGCGGUGAGCGCCGGCGCGGCCCCGCUGUAUUGUAUUUUUAUGUUGUAAAGGCUUGUGCGGAGUGCGUGUCGGAUUCGUGCGGGGCUUUGCGAUGAGGCGGCAACGUGCAACGGGCGUCUGGCAGGGCGCGUACCACAACGCCACGGUCCUCUUCCGAUGCAUAUAGGUGCGUGCAUAUAGGUAUGACGUGGGUGCCGAUCUUGGGCGCUUCUUUGCAUUCAUCGCGAGUGGUCAUCGGUAAGGUUGGUGAGGAGGCGGAAUGACAGAUCCACUGGCCUCACCUUCACCCACAAACAUCACACAGUACGUAGCAUCGGCCCCGCAUUGGCCACCGCCUCUCUCUCUCUGUACAUCACGUUACACGUGUCCUCCCAUCGCAAAACACCCCCGUUUCCUUAAAACGCCUCCUCUUCCUCCCCCCA